AUGGCACUAUAUGAAAAUAUAUUUGACAAAGGACACAUGCUAGCAACUGAUAAUUGGUACACUAGCUUGCAACUGGCUUAUCGGUUAUUGGAGAAGCAAACCCAUUUAAUUGGCACAUUGCGAAAAAACAGAAGAGGAUUGCCUAAGGCUGUUGUUGAUUCGAAACUGCAAAAAGGUGAAACAAUGGCUAUGGAGAAUGAAGAUGGAGUAACUACAGUGCUUAAAUGGAAAGAUAAAAGGGACGUGCUUAUGCUGUCGACAAAGCAUUCCGACAAAAUUGCUGUGGUGGUGAAAAAAGGCAAACAGAUUCGUAAACCAAAAGUUGUUUUGGAUUAUAAUAAAUCGAAAGGGUCUGUAGACAUGAGUGACCAGAUGGGUGCCUAUUCUUCGCCAUUGCGGAAAACCGUAAAAUGGUAUAUAAAAUUGGCAAUAGAACUACUUCUAAAUACGGCAGUUGUAAAUGCUUGGGUCAUGUACAAUGAAAAUAAGCAGAGCAAAUCAUAA
This is a messenger RNA of Colias croceus (clouded yellow), 504 nucleotides long. Its product is annotated as piggyBac transposable element-derived protein 4-like. Bases 1 to 504 code for a protein of 167 amino acids. The transcript has a single exon. NCBI's taxonomy places the organism in Eukaryota, Metazoa, Arthropoda, Insecta, Lepidoptera, Pieridae. The record is from RefSeq and is a predicted model, not a curated record.